AGCAUGGCGUCAAACCCCGACAUCUCCGAGCGCCAAAGAUCUGCCCGGCAGAGACUGAGAGUUAUAGCCGGACAUCUGCAGAAAAGAGAGGAAAAUGAGCAUACUGUUCUUUUUGCACAGGAGUGCAAAGCCGAGGCGAAGGCUGAGUCCAGCACUGCACAAGACACCGCGGUUCCGAGGAGAAGGCAUGAGAUAAUGAAGUGGAAUGGCUGGGGUUACAGUGACUCCAAGUUCUUCUUCAAUAAGAAAGGCCAGGCUGAGUUUACUGGUAAAAGGUAUCGGUUAAGUGGAUUACUUCUCCCCAGUCUGAGGGACUGGUUUGAGAACACAUUUGGGGCCAGCCUACAGCACAAAACCCCUGCUACACCCAACCUAAACGUGAAUUCAGUUCCACCCCCUAACCUGAACGAGCAGUUUGUGGAGGAGCUGAAGGCUGCUGGUGUGGCCCUGUCAUCUGACCCAGAGGACCGAGUGUUCCGCUCCCAUGGUCACUGCCUGCAUGAGAUCUUUGCUCUGCGUGAAGGGAGAUUUGGAAAAAUACCUGAUCUGGUGGUUUGGCCAAACUGUCACAAUGAUGUGGUGAAGAUUGUGGAGCUGGCCUGCAAGCACAAUGUCUGCCUCAUACCAUAUGGAGGUGGUACUAGUGUGUCCAGUGCUCUAGAGUGCCCUCCAGAGGAAACGAGAACCAUUGUCUCUCUCGACACCUCUCAGAUGAACAGAAUAUUAUGGAUAGACGAGAAGAACCUAACUGCCCAUAUUGAGGCUGGCAUCAUUGGUCAAGACCUGGAGAGGCAGCUGAAUGAAAGUGGGUACUGCACUGGUCAUGAGCCGGACUCGAUGGAGUUUAGUUCUCUUGGCGGCUGGGUGGCUACACGUGCAUCAGGCAUGAAGAAAAACAUCUAUGGCAACAUUGAAGACCUGGUGGUGCAUAUAAAGAUGGUGACUCCUAGAGGUGUGAUUGAGAAAAGCUGCCAGGGUCCACGAAUGUCCACCGGACCUGACGUUCACCACUUCAUAAUGGGAUCUGAAGGUACUCUAGGAGUGGUCACCGAGGUUACUAUGAAGAUUCGUCCGAUGCCUGAAUAUCAAAAAUAUGGCUCCGUUGUCUUCCCAAACUUUCAGCAGGGUGUCGCCUGCCUGAGAGAGAUUGCCAGACAGAGAUGUGCUCCUGCCUCCAUUAGACUGAUGAACAAUGAACAGUUCCAGUUUGGUCACGCCCUUAAACCUCAAGUGUCCUCCAUCUUCACAUCGUUUCUGGAUGGGCUGAAGAAAUUUUACAUCACCAAGUUUAAAGGCUUUGAUCCUCAUCACUUGUGUGUGGCCACUCUGCUGUUUGAAGGAGAUCGGGAGAAGGUUUUGCAACACGAGAAACAGGUUUACGACAUCGCUGCUAAAUUUGGAGGUCUGGCUGCAGGAGAAGAUAACGGACAGCGAGGAUACAUGCUCACCUUCGUCAUCGCUUAUCUGCGAGAUUUAGGAAUGGAUUAUUACGUCAUAGGGGAGUCAUUUGAGACCUCAGUGCCUUGGGACAGAGUGUUGGAUCUGUGCAGGAACGUAAAGGAGAGAAUAGUGAGAGAGUGUAAAGAGAGAGGAGUGCAGUUUCCACCGCUGUCUACAUGCAGGGUAACACAGAUCUAUGAUGCUGGUGCCUGUGUGUAUUUCUACUUUGCCUUCAAUUAUAGAGGACUGAGUGAUCCAGUACACGUCUAUGAACAAGUAGAGCAUGCAGCCCGAGAGGAGAUUCUAGCCAAUGGGGGAAGCCUGAGUCACCACCAUGGAGUGGGCAAACUGCGGAAGGAGUGGAUGAGGGAGGCCGUCUCCACAGUGGGUAUGGGAAUGCUCAAGUCCGUAAAGGAGUAUGUGGACCCCAAAAAUAUAUUCGGCAAUAGGAACCUCCUGUAAUUCAACAUUUUAAAAGCCUAUUCACUGUUUUUUCUAACCAUAUCAACUUCUUUUAGAUUUAUGGCAUAAUACACGCUAAAAUUUUGUAAGCCAAACGAGAAGCGAUUUAUUUUUCAGGCUUUGAUUGAAAGCUUUGGUUCUGACACUUACUUGCUUGGGGGCACAACUCUGAACCCUGGUGGGGGAGUCCAGCACAGUUUGGUGAUUUUUUUUUUUUCCAACUGAACACAUUAUGUUACACUUGACUAAAUUGAUUCAUGAUUAAAUUGCCCCUAAUAGUGAGUGUCGUUUUUGUUUUUCACGAUGGGGGUGGGUGUUUUUCUCAUUACUCGAUAAAAUUGGUUGAGUUUCUACUGCCCUGCAAUAGGCACCUUGUUUGACUUUUCAGGUGGCACUAUAUCCACCGCAACUCUGACCAGAAUGAAGCAGUAGUUGUAGAUAGUAAUGGUGUGAAUAUUUUAAAAAGCAGAUUCUAUAGUUACAAAACAAAAAGAUGUCCCACAUUGGAGGUCACAUGACAUUAGCAAUUCUCCUUUUCCAGCCCUUAGCCCACCAACAACUGGAAAAUUCUUAGAUAUUAAUUCCUUAUUAAUAUUAAAGAUCUAAUGCUAGACAUUCAUUUUUAGAUCCAAGCUAGGAUACUUGGAUUUAUACAAAUAUAACUUACCCUUCUUGUUUAUAACAUUCAGGCAGUUCUAAGUUGAAGUGCAUACAAUCUUUACUCUCCAGCCCUUAGAAAGCUGUCCCAAACUGGCUGCUCAAGUAGCUUGACUCUUCUUGCAGUUUGGUUUUGGGAGGCUGAAACUUAUACAGUUUAAAUGGACAAAUAAUGAAGACGUGUCCGAGAGCAGAGGGCGACAGGAAGCCCUACAGGCCCCUUUUAACAGGCAGCUGCACCCUCCAGUGGCAGGACCUCCUAAACUGAUCACAUAAUUACAAGUCUGAAGCAGGAAAAUUUUGUCCAUGACUCAGAAUACUAACGCCAAUCAACUAUACUUUCUGACAGUGUGUAAAUCCCAUUUGAAUAAAUUGUGGCGAAUGCUAAACAAUCUCCUAAAUUCUUACAGUACCUCAGUGUUAAGUAGGUGUCAUGGUCUAAUCACCAAACUGCUGAAUCUGCCCCCGGUUGUGCACUACUGAUCGACUGUAUAACUCAGCUAAAGACUUUGUGCUUCCGGUAAUUUUUGUCUCAUCAAUCUUUUACUUCUCGUCUGUCCUGCAGUUUUUUAUGUAAUUUUUUAUGUAUUGUAAAACCUUGGGCGUGACGUCUGAUUUCCCUACUGUCAGUCUCACAGAUCCUGUUACAAAACUGAUAGAAACUUGGAUCAAGGAAAUGGUGUUGAAAAGCCGAUUACAUAACAAAGACGUUUGUUCACCUGCCAUUCUGCCAACAUUUCUCACCAAUCUCGCUCAUUUCUCACUGAUCUUUCUCACUGAUCACUCUUUUGAUAUAUUAAAUGUUUGUAUGUAACGUGUAACUGGUGUGUGACACGACUGAAUUACGCUUUCAGAAGCAGUGUGCCUUCUUUUUCUGUCUGUCUCUGUGUGUGUGAUGACCUUGCCUUCCUUUGCCCUUUGCCUUUUUGAAGAAGGACUCCAUUCGAACUGCCCCUGUCAUUUUAUACGGCUCCUUUGUAUCUCUGCAGUUGCUCACAAGCUACCUUUUGCCUUUUCUAACAGUCUGAACUGUUUCGCCAGGGUCUUUUCCUACGUACUAUGCCUCACCUAAAUCCCUGCACCAUGUUUUAAAGGUUUGUAUUGGUGUUUCUGUUCAGUGUGAACUGGUGGAAACACGGGUACAAACUGGCACGGUGGCGUCUCGUAGGCUGCUGAUCUUUCCAUCUUUGCACCAUGUGUCAUCAUGUGUCCUUGGAUAGACUUCAAUUUGUUAGUGUUUCAUCAUGAAGGUUGAUUUUGAUUCCCCUGUUCCUCUACCAAAGGCUUUCCAUCGGUCCGUUGUAUUAAUGUACUAAUGUACUAAUGUAUGUGUUAUGAAUAAAUGGACCACAUGCAAAUAUUUGUUUCAUCAAAGAAUUACCAUGAUAAAUUGUAAUAUUUUUUAAUUUAACACAACAUAUGCAACAAGCCAGAGAUUUUUACACAGAUAUGUACAUGUUAGAAACGGAAUGGCUUUAUCUAGUAAUUAUUUAAACGAUGUGGAUAUUUAGUUCCAUUUUAAUGGGUGCCUGUUUCCCUGAAUUCAUCAGGAACUUCUGAUAUCUGUCAGUGUUUCUGAAGAGUUACUGAGGAUUUACUUUUCUGUCAGGAUUUAGUUCAUGACUGUAUUGGAUUUCUGUCUGAUUUUCUUUUAUAUAUAUAUUUUGUUAAGCUGAACUAAAGGUUUUCAACAUUAUGCUUUACAGCUGUAUGGUGCUAGAGUAAAGCAGUGCUUAUACUUGCUGAGUAACUGUGUAUUCUUUUACACACAUCUGUGACUGAAGCGUCACUGACCUGCUUACUGUUUAUGAUUCUAUAUGCUGUAGCUGCGUGUUGGUUUAACCAGUGAGAUUUUACCUAAUGGGUUGUAUUCAUUAUAUACUGUAUUAGAAAUACACAAAGUAGCCACUCAUUAGGUUAGUUCAUCAGAAAGAAAGAAAACAAUCGGCAUAUAAAAUAACGGAUAGUAAGCAGUUUUUUCUCUGUGUAAUAAUACAUCUUUAGGAAUUUUCAGCACAUUGUCAAACCAACUACAGCUCUGUCUCAAAGUGCUAACUUUUAUGCUAUUGCAAAUGUGCUGUGAGCAUAUUUUGUAAAUUACAUUUAAUUUAAUAUAACUGGACAAAUCCCAGUUUUCACAAACUUCACUGUUUUUUGAAAAUUGAAAAUAUGUAGAGCUGGUGAGUGGACAAAAAUCCUUAAUCAAGUAAAAAUGUACUUACAAAUGUAUUCAGUUAUCACAUUAUAGAUAUAAGAUAUAUAGAAAUCUUGUAUUUGUCAUAUAUACGUACACAGAUGUACAGUACAAUGAAAUUCUUUCUUCGCAUAUCGCAGCUUGUUUGGAAGCUGUGGUCAGAGCGCAGGGUCAGCCAUCGUUUGGUGCCCCUGGAGCAGACAGGGCUAAGGGCCUUGCUCAAGGACCCAACAGUGGCUGCAUAGCCUGGUUUUGAACCGCCAAUCAUCCGGUUGAUAGCCCAAAGCUCUACCCACUAGGCUACCACUGUCCCUUACCACUGGAUCCUAUAUGCAUUACUCAUACAGGAUCCAAUUUAAAAAUAAAAGAAGCACUUGUGGUGAUAAAACCUAAACUAUUUACAGUACGAUGUACUAAGAAUUAUAUAAGACAAGACAUUUACUAAUAUAUGCAUUAUAUUCUAAAGAUGCUGUAAUAUUUGUCAUUAUUAACCUAGUUAAUUCAACUACAUGCAGGAACGUCCAAACAAUAUCUAUGCCUAAUCCGAAAUUGCUUACUUUUCACUACACACGCUCUCUUCAUGGUCACAAUAUAACAAUAUAUGAGUCUCCCAACUAUGUAGUGCACUCUAUGCUUGGUGGAGACCACAUUUGGGGCUUAGCCACAGAAACAAACAUUGGCUGUAUAAACAAAUGUACUAAAAGGUUACCUUACCAUAAUGAGCGGUGGAACGGUGGCUCAGUGGGUAUCACUGUUUCCUCACAGCAAGGUCCUGGGUUCGAUUCCAAGGUGGAGCAGUCCGGGUCCUUUCUGUAUGAAGUUUGCAUGUUCUCCCCAUGUCUGUAUGGGUUUCCUCUGGGAGCUCCGGUUUCCUCCUACAGUCCAAAGAUGUGCAAGUGAAAUGAAUUGGAUAUUCAAAAUUGUCCAUGACUGUUUUUAACCUUUGUCAAUUGAUCUUUUAACACUGAAUUGCUUUCAAAGCCUAAUGAGUGGCCUUCUAGUGUAAACGUUAAUCACCAGUUAGCAGAUACGUUAAUCACUAUAAUAUAUUUUUUAGAAAUGUAUCAGUUACUGAAGAUCAGUGUUAGAUAUCACAAUAACUAUAGCUGUAGUUAGUUUGAUGUGAGGCUGACAUUGACGUCACAUUGCGCUCCAGUUUCUUCACUGUAAACGGGUUUAUUACAGCAUGUGUAUGCACAGUUAACAGCAAGUAUAAUCACUGCCAAGGAUGCAAUGUUACUAAUGUCAAAUUUCUCUUUUUUUUCGUCUGUGUAUUGUAUGUCAGUCUUGUAUCUUGUAGACCAACCACCCAUCCUGUAAAUGUAGGCAUCAUGUUUUUACUGUCCCUUGCAUAAAUUAUAUAUAAAAAUUCAGUGGUUAGUUUUGGGACAGAAGUCAAUUUCUCUGUGAAACGACGAUUGAAGGAAAUGUUGGCCUUGCUCAUCCUGUAAACAUUUUCUGAGGUCACUCACAGCGGUCUGUUACUGCCAGUUCACCCCCUGCAAAAGUCCUGGCUGCUCCUAUGAUGUUUUUUUUGGUAACGUGUUUAACAUGGUGUUUUAUUCAUCAGUGCUGUUUGUGCAAUAAAAUAACAAUUAAAAAAGGAAA
Messenger RNA from Trichomycterus rosablanca, 6361 nucleotides. RefSeq names its product alkylglycerone phosphate synthase (gene agps). Gene Ontology annotation, cellular component: peroxisome. Gene Ontology annotation, molecular function: alkylglycerone-phosphate synthase activity; FAD binding. The coding region runs from base 4 to 1902 and encodes 632 amino acids. The transcript has 20 exons. Gene Ontology annotation, biological process: lipid biosynthetic process. NCBI's taxonomy places the organism in Eukaryota, Metazoa, Chordata, Actinopteri, Siluriformes, Trichomycteridae. The record is from RefSeq and is a predicted model, not a curated record.